Molecule: messenger RNA, 1518 nt
Organism: Lolium rigidum
Lineage: Eukaryota; Viridiplantae; Streptophyta; Magnoliopsida; Poales; Poaceae
Product: F-box/kelch-repeat protein At1g67480-like
Exons: 2
Coding region: 111-1268 (385 amino acids)
Molecular function (GO): protein binding
Source: RefSeq, a predicted model, not a curated record
GCUACUUAUAGUAUAUAAGAUUCUAAGGUCCAUAGGUAAGCCAAAGGUUGUUCGUUAUAUUGGCUAACAAGGGGAGGUAUAGAUUGAGCUGCUUGCUGCCACCUUUUGCAAUGCUUACACUUGUUGGUACACGCGAACAAUUUGUUCAACCAAAGACGUGCCUCCGUGCUACAAUGCAACUCAAGGCUCCAACAAGGCCAAAACUUUCCUCAUGCUUUGUGCCACAAAGAGAUUGCAAUCAGUCUUGUGCUUUAAUACCUGGCUUGCCAGAAGACCUGGCAAAGAUAUGCCUUGCCCUUGUUCCUCGAAGUCACUUCCCUGUCAUGGGUGGAGUGUCCAAGAGAUGGAUGUCAUUCCUAGAGAACAAAGAAUUAGUUACUGUAAGGAAAGAGGUUGGAAAGCUUGAGGAGUAUGUGUACGUUUUGACUGCUGAUUCUGGAGCAAAGGGGUCUCAUUGGGAGGUUUUGGAGGGCCAGGGGCAAAAGAACACCCCUCUUCCACCUAUGCCUGGACCAACCAAAGCUGGGUUUGGUGUAAUUGUCCUUGAUGGGAAGCUCAUUGUUGUUGCUGGCUAUGAUGCUGACCAUGGGAAGGAAUGUGUCUCUGAUGAGGUUUACAAAUAUGAUCCUUUCCUCAACAGGUGGACUGCCCUUUCUAAGAUGAAUGUGGCUCGUUGCGACUUUGCCUGUGCAGAGGUUGAUGGUGUGAUAUAUGUUGCUGGUGGAUUUGGUCCCAGUGGUGACAGUUUAUCUAGCGUAGAAGUUUAUGAUCCAGAACAAAAUAAAUGGAUGUUGAUCGAGGGCCUUCGCAGGCCAAGAUGGGGUUGCUUUGGGUGUAGCUUUGAAGGGAAGAUGUACGUCAUGGGUGGUCGUUCGAGUUUCACAAUUGGCAACUCCCGUUCCAUUGACGUGUACAAUACAAAUAACCAAGCCUGGGGUGAGGUCAAGAACGGCUGUGUAAUGGUCACCGCUCAUGCUGUUCUUGGUGAGAAGCUAUUCUGCAUUGAAUGGAAGAAUCAGAGGUCACUGGCGAUUUUCAACCCAGCAGAUAAUUCCUGGCAGAAGGUCCCAGUGCCGCUUACUGGUAGUUCAAGCACAAGAUUUUCUCUUGGCAUACACAAGGGUAAGUUGCUGUUGUUCUCAAUGGAGGAAGAACCCGGAUAUCAGACACUGAUGUAUGAUCCUGCUGCACCAACGGGAUCUGAAUGGUGCACGUCUAAGCUCAAGCCAUCGGGAUUAUGCCUGUGCAGUGUGACCAUCAAAGCCUGAUGCCAUGGGCUUGUGGUGCCUGAAGGAUGAUACAGUAUGUUACUGCCUGCCGCAUCUUUUCGCGAUCAAGAUCAGGCUGGUUUUUGCGUUGUCUCCUACAUGCUAGAAUUUAUAUUCGGUUGGUCUCCCCAAUAAUAGGAUGCUCAUGUUUCAGUUCAUUCGAUUGCUGAAAGUGAAGCUUCUCCCAAUGUAUUCUGUUUUCCUUGUACUAAACUAUUUAAUCAUAGAACCUUCAGUUCAGAUUGUUUUA